ACCUAUACCUACCCACUCCCUUCCCUCUCGCCGCCGCAGCCGCAGCCCGACGCUUCGCCGCAGCCAGAGGCCAUUCUGCACUCCCCACUCCGCCCCGGAGAGCAGGCCUCGACCCCGAGAGGGAUACCCGAAUGUCGGCGAUGAUGGGGGCGCGGCUGGACCUGGCGCCCUUCCUCCUUUCCCCGUCGCCGUCGCCCUCGCGGCCGUCCCCCGCCCUCCGCCUCCGGACCUCAUCGCCGACCGCGGCGGCGGCGGCGAGGACCCGCUUGCUCGCCCCGAGGGCUGCCGCGGCGGCGACCGCCGUCUCCGCCAAGCCGGCGGCGGCCGCGCCGCUGUCCGCCGACCGCUCCGUCGUCCGCCUCGGGCUCCCCAGCAAGGGCCGCAUGGCCGAGCUAACCCUAAGCCUCCUCAAGAGUUGCCAGUUGUCGGUGAGGCAGCUCAACCCGCGGCAGUACACCGCCGACAUCCCGCAGGUUCCAAAUUUGGAGGUUUGGUUUCAGAGGCCCACGGAUAUUGUUCGUAAACUAUGUUCAGGGGAUCUUGAUCUUGGUAUUGUGGGUUAUGACAUAAUUAGUGAAUAUGCACAGGGCAAUGAUGAUCUAGUUAUUAUUCAUGAUGCCCUCGAUUUCGGACAUUGUCGCCUGUCCCUUGCGGUGCCGAAGGAAGGUAUUUUUGAUAGCAUCAAUACUCUAGAGGAUUUGUUAAAUAUGCCUCAGUGGACUGAAGAAAGACCAAUGCGGGUCGUUACAGGAUUUGGUUAUGUAGGUGCAAAGUUUUUGAAAGAAAAGGGUUUCAAGCAUGUUUCAUUUUUAGCUGGUGAUGGUGCUCUCGAGUCAUAUCCUGCUAUGGGUAUGGCUGACGCUAUUGUGGAUCUUGUGAGUAGUGGAACGACUUUGCGUGAGAAUAAUUUGAAGGAAAUUGAAGGUGGAGUAAUUUUGGAAAGCCAGGCAACACUUGUAGCAAGUAAGAAAUCUCUGAACAGACGUGAGGGUGUGUUAGAGAUUUCACAUGAGAUGCUUGAAAGAUUGGAGGCUCACCUCACAGCGUCUGGCAAGAUAAUGGUAACAGCAAAUAUGAGGGGCAAUAGUGCAGAAGAAGUGGCUGAGAGAGUUCUCAGCCAAACAUCAUUAUGUGGAUUACAGGGCCCAACUAUAAGCCCAGUGUAUUGCACGCUUGAUGGCAAUGUUGCUGUGGACUACUAUGCUAUUAAUGUUGUAGUUCCCCAAAAGUCGCUUUACAAGUCUAUUCAACAACUGAGAUCUAUUGGUGGCAGCGGAGUCUUGGUGUCGAAACUGACCUACAUAUUUGACGAGGAGACUCCUAGGUGGCGCAAACUUCUCUCUGAGCUGGGAAUGUGAGACUUGCUGCAAGGUCGGCCAUGCCCUCCGCUAGAAUGGACCGUCUCAGUGAGCAUCUGAACUUAUGCUCGCUGUAGUGUGUACAUCAUACACAGAAGCGACCCGAGUUUGAAAAAAAAACCCGUAUGCAAAGUGAGCUCCCAUGUGGAUUGCCUGAGGAGAUUUCGAUAUCUAGCGCCGGAUAUUGUGCUCAGCUAACGUAUUCCCUGGACAGGCAGUGGUUGGUUUAUCCCUUUUAUGUGCCACCAGUCGAUAGGGUUGGGGGUCCGGGAUGUUGGGUGUAUGUUGUUUGUGUGUGCCGGAUCUUGCACCUUUUGUUGGUGCGGCCCUGAAUAAUUGGGGCUACCUGAUAUGAUGACAAUAAUGAAUCCCAUUGUGGUUUGGUCUC
This is a messenger RNA of Aegilops tauschii subsp. strangulata, 1746 nucleotides long. RefSeq names its product ATP phosphoribosyltransferase, chloroplastic. Lineage: Eukaryota; Viridiplantae; Streptophyta; Magnoliopsida; Poales; Poaceae. Gene Ontology annotation, molecular function: magnesium ion binding; ATP phosphoribosyltransferase activity. The record is from RefSeq and is a predicted model, not a curated record. Gene Ontology annotation, cellular component: cytoplasm. Gene Ontology annotation, biological process: L-histidine biosynthetic process.